AUGCCGAGCUCAUCCAUCUUCUGGUCACCAGCACCAUACCACAUUAUCAGCUAUGGUACCCUCCUCGGCUCUGAAAUGUUCCAAUCCUUCAUAGCCGGAAUCAUAGCCUUCCGCGCCCUCCCACGGCCACAGUUCGCAACUCUUCAAUCAGCCCUCUUCCCCAUCUACUUCGGCAUGCAGACAGCACUCCCUCUCCUGAUGGCCCUCACUUACCCAGCCGAACGCACCGCAAUCGGCAUGAGCCAGUCCUCUAUAUCAGGCGUCCUUGAAGAAGGACAUCGCCUCCACGUCGCAACACCACUGUUCUUGACGCUGCUAUGUGGCGCAGCAAAUAUGCUGUUCAUUGGUCCUGCAACAACGAAAUGUAUGAAGGAGCGAAAACACCAGGAGACGAGAGAUGGGAAGAAGAGUUAUGAUUCGGGUCCACAUAGUGAGGCUAUGCAGAAUUUGAACAAGAAGUUUGGGAUUUUGCAUGGGAUCAGUUCGUCGGUCAAUCUGGUGGGAUGUAUAGCGACUGUUUGGUAUGGAUUUUACUUGGCUGAAAGGAUGUUGUGA
Lithohypha guttulata is the source of this 555-nucleotide messenger RNA. RefSeq lists its product as uncharacterized. The transcript has 2 exons. The record is from RefSeq and is a predicted model, not a curated record. Lineage: Eukaryota; Fungi; Ascomycota; Eurotiomycetes; Chaetothyriales; Trichomeriaceae. The coding region runs from base 1 to 555 and encodes 184 amino acids.